AUGACCGAACAAAAGAUUGCGCAGGUUUCUGCUAGUCAGAACCACUCCCCAGGAGCUAGUAUAUUGGAGUCGGAUCAAGAGUCGCAACAUACUCAAGGUUAUGACAAUGGUACUUUUCAAGUCAAAGAGGGAUAUGAGUUCUAUCGUCCAAUUGAUAGCUAUGAGGGAAUACACCGCUGGGAUCCGAAAUUCGAAUGGACACAGGAAGAAGAGAAGAAGAUCGUCCGAAAGAUUGAUGUCCGUGUCUUGACAUUCGCCUGUGUGACAUUCUUUGCACUGCAACUUGAUCGAGGAAAUAUUAGUCAGGCGCUAGCCAGUACUUUUCUGGAAGAUCUGGGAAUGACCAGCAAUGACUAUAACCUGGGCCAGACCAUUUUUCUGGUAUGCUUCCUCCUGGCUGAAAUGCCUUCCCAGUUGAUCUCCAAGAGAUUGGGUCCCGAUCGCUGGAUUCCCAUUCAGAUGGUGGUGUGGAGUAUCAUUGCAGCUUGCCAGGCCUUUCUCAAAGGAAGAGGAUCAUUCUUGGCCACGCGUGCUUUGCUAGGUCUUCUGGAGGGUGGCUUUAUUCCCGACACGGUUCUCUUCUUGUCUUUUUUUUACAAAUCCAACGAACUGCCAAAACGACUGACUUGUUUCUGGAUCUCGGACACUCUGACUGGAAUUGUUGGUGCAUUUUUGGCCUUUGGGUUCCUUCAUGUCACAAAUGCCGACGGCACUGGCUCGUGGCGAUACCUUUUUGCGUUUGAGGGCCUUAUAACGGGAGCUAUCGGAAUUAUUGCGGUAUUCUGGAUGCCUGCCUCCCCAGUUCAGACCAAAGGAGGAUUGCGUGGAAAAGAUGGGUGGUUUACGGAACACGAAGAAAAGAUCAUCGUUAAUCGCGUUAUUCGCGAUGAUCCUAGCAAGGGAACUAUGCAUAACCGGCAAGCUGUCACGCCGAAAUUAUUGUGGCAGUCGUUACAAGACUACCACAUGUGGCCAAUUUAUUUUCUCGGAGUGAUCUGGUUGAUUCCCUCGACGCCGGCUACAAACUAUCUCACGUUACAAUUGAAAGAGGUGGGAUUCGGGACGUUCGAAACAAGUUUGUUAACAAUUCCGGCUGCUGUCGUUUCCAUCAUUACGCUCGCCACUAUUACAUGGAUUGCGGAGCGAACAGAUCAGCGCUUACUUUCUGGCGCCGCGGUUGAAUUGUGGAAUCUUGCUCUUCUGAUCGCAUUAGAAGUUCUACCUGCGAAGACGCUACCCUGGCCUAGAUUCGCAAUUCUAACUCUUCUUGUCGGAAGUCCUAGUAUACACCCGGUCCUUGUUGCUUUGACAUCACGAAAUGCGGGCUCUGUGCGAACUCGCACUACUGCCACUGCCUUGUAUAACAUGUCUGUGCAAAUCAGUGCCAUUGCUAGUGCUAAUGUCUAUCAAAUCGAUGAUAAGCCAUACUACAAACGUGGAAACAAAAUAUUGAUCGCACUUGCUGUGAUUAGUCUGUUUUCGUUCGUUGGGUCGAAGGUAUACUAUGACCGAUGUAACAGACGUAAUGCAGAGAGAUGGAACGCAAUGACUAGCGAGCAGAGAAAAGAUUAUCUACGUGAACAUCCGACAAUGAAUAACAAGAGGUUGAACAUUCAACUCCAAUUAAGAUUGAUGAGCUAA
Molecule: messenger RNA, 1641 nt
Organism: Penicillium longicatenatum
Lineage: Eukaryota; Fungi; Ascomycota; Eurotiomycetes; Eurotiales; Aspergillaceae
Product: Major facilitator superfamily domain general substrate transporter
Exons: 5
Coding region: 1-1641 (546 amino acids)
Biological process (GO): transmembrane transport
Cellular component (GO): membrane
Molecular function (GO): sulfate transmembrane transporter activity
Source: RefSeq, a predicted model, not a curated record